GAUAGAGGUGAAGACAAGAGGGAGCCGGAGUCUUCUGAUGGGGAUUCGGCCAGCGGACGGAGGAGUACAAACCAAGGCAGCUCAGAGGCUCAGAGGGUGGAAUAUUUUGAGGACAACAGUAGAGGCUGCUUGGUAAACCCUGAACUGGCAGUUGAGACUGUUUUGGAAGUUGGUUCGGUGGAUGGCCCCAGAAGAGGAGGCCAGAUGGAAAUUGGGUCACAUGACCGCCUCCAGGAAGGCGCACUGAGCCUGGAACCGGCCAAUGGGGUGAGUUGCAACCCCAGCAAUGAGGAGGCAUCUAUGGAAACAGUGCAGCAGAGGGCAGGAAGUAUGCCUCCAGGGCAGGGCUGGGUGCCAGGGCACAGCAAGGUUAGUGACACCCAACAGCAGCUGCCCUGCUGGAACAGCAACAGUGGCACAACCCAUGGUGAGCCUGUCCACCACGCUGACAUGGAGGAUGCCCGCAACCUGGUAGCUUUCUCAGCUAUUGCUGGCUCCUUGCCGCCUUCUUCCUCUUCUGUUCCCCCCUUGGCACAGCCCAACACAGCCCAGCUGUAUGAGAAGUUCACCCAGGAGAUGGGUGCUGAUGGGGCUGAGGCCAGACUCUCUGCAGGGUCUCCUGAGGGAGGCUGCCAACCGCUGGAAGACCUUAACACCCUACAGACAGCACUGAGUCAAGCCAAACAUGGACAUAAGCCCCCCAACUGUAACUGUGAUGGGCCUGACUGUCCAGAUUACCUGGAGUGGCUGGAGAAGAAGAUCAAGUUGGCCACCAGUGAGGAUCACAGGCCCUGCAAGAUGGCUGAUGCUCCUCCACAUUCACAGCCUCACAUACAGCAGGCCCAUUUGCAUCAUAACCUUCAGCCCUACCCCCAGAUGAAUGGAGGCCAUGGUCUGUCCACUUCAUACACCCAGCAGCAACAGGGAAUCCGAGGCCGUCAAACAGACCAGCUUCCCUGCUCCAAACCCCCAAUACCUUGCUCUCCUCAGGUGCUCUCUAUAGCUAAGGAGAAGAACAUCAGUCUCCAGACAGCCAUUGCUAUAGAGGCCCUCACACAGCUGUCUGGCACUGGUCACCAGGCUGUGGGCUCUCCAGGCCAGGCAUCCACAAACAGUAUCCUCCAUCAGCACCAUCAACAUGCCCAAAACUUCCCCUCUCAGCCUCAGAAUGGCACUUGCUUGAUCCCGGCCUCCCCUGAUCACCUCUCGUCUUCCUCACGCUCACAAUCUGUCCCUCCAGGACUACACCCCAGCCAGCGGGCCCCAGUGUCCUGGGAGCAGCAAGGCAGGCCCCAGUCCCAGGGCCAGCCACCCCACGCCUCCCCUCUCCCCUCCUCUACCUCUUCCUUCCCAGGUCAGGGAAAAACACCCGGCUUUAGCCCUCAUCCCCAGCAGUGGCAGGAGGGCUCAGGCACAGGUUCUGACCAGAGGAACCAGUGGAUGUCCAUGAAGCCUGAGCCCCAGUCUCACUGCUCUGCUCCACCUCACAGUAGCUCAGAUCCCAUGUCAGAGCUCAAACAACUGCUUGGUGACACCAGUGGCAAGUUCAGCAAUGGUCCUUUCAAGGUCCCUGUCCCCCACCAACACAGUUUAAAUGAGGCCAAGGCCAACCCAGAGACUGCCAGGAUAAAGCAGGAGCCAGACCCUGGGGAGUACUAUCGUCACAGUGCCUCCAUGGGACAUUAUGGCAUGAUGAAUGGCCAGGAGCAAGGCCAGCACUACCCCAGCACUCCCCUGUCUCCUGGUCAAGCAGCCAUCCGCCAUUCUACUCAGGCAGCUCUGCAACAGCACCUUCACUACAAGAGGAACCUCUUCUCCAACCAUUCCUCUGGCUUUGGACCUCCAGGCCCACGGACACCUCAGGCCUGCCAAAACUUGAAAAAGUGGUGGCCCCAGGUGGGGGCUGAAGGUUUGCCCCACCUGACCAUUAAACAUGAGCCCAAGGAGCCCAAGAAGAAGAAAAGCAGCCAAGGCUCUCCAGCCAUCAAAGCUAUGAGUGGGAUACUAGCAGCCCCCAUCCUUCCCAAACCCAAACAGAUAGUCAUCAAGAAGCCUAAGCAGAAAGCUUCCAUGCCUACCUUCCUGCCUCAGACUCAGAUCAUCAUACAAAAACCACCAGUCCUCACGCCGGACAGAGCACCAGCCCUGACCAGCAUGCAACCAGGUUUUCUCCCCUCUCUGCCCCUCCCCAGUAACUCCACUCAGGCUGCUGCUGCAGGCCUCCCUGCCCCAGCCCAAUCUCAGGUAUUCAUUUCCAACUCUUUAGUGACUCCCUCUUCUUCUGUUCCAGCCUUGUCAGAAAACACUCCAACUCUUACAGGCCCUCAGCCCCAUCUUGUGGCCCCUGUAACCCAUGCUAACUCAGAGGGAGCAGGCAGCCUGGCCUCCAGUGACACCAGCACCACCACACCUCCGACCUCCUCAUCUCCAUCCAGCACCUCACAAAUACCGAGCCUCACAAAUGUGGACCCGAAGUACGAAGAACUGAUCCGCCAGUUUGAGGCUGAAUUUGGGGAUUCCUUAGCCCCAGACCCACCUGUCAGUCAGCCCAUGGAGGAGACACCAACAACCUCUCAGUUGGUGGUGAGUGAGUCCCAGCCCAGUGCUAACUCAGGACCAGACAGGCCCACGUCACCAUCCACCAUCCAGUCUGCCCCCCAGAUUCUCACCACUCCUCCUAACUCCAUACCUCCUCCAGCCGACCAGGAGAUGGAACUUGACAGGAACAAUGAGUCAGGGAGCCAAAGUGAAGAAACCUUGAACCAGGCCUCUACAGAGAAUCUCUCAGAGGAACAGUGCAAGGGAACUAUGCCUGUCUCUGUGCAUCACGAGACCGUCCUGGCCCAGCGGCAACUACAGACCAGUGUACUAGAGGACCCCUUCAGCAUGCCAUGUUCACCACUACCCAAACGCAUGAAGAUUGAAACGUCAGGAGGAGUUGCAGUGCUCUCCACCACAUGCUACUCUGAGGAGGACACACCGUCUAAGGACAGUCUGCCCUGCUCUCCAUCCCUCCGAGGCUUCCUGGAGUCUCCCCUCCGUUACCUGGACACCCCCACCAAAAGCCUGCUGGACACCCCUGCCAAGGACCUACAGGCAGAGUUCCCCACCUGCAACUGCGUGGAACAAAUCCUGGAGAAGGAUGAAGGGCCCUACUACAAUCACCUGGGAUCUGGACCUACUGUAGCCUCCAUACGAGACCUGAUGGAGACGAGGUACGGAGAGAAGGGGGACGCCAUCCGAAUUGAGAAGGUGGUGUACACUGGCAAGGAGGGAAAGAGCUCCCGAGGAUGUCCUAUUGCUAAAUGGGUGAUCCGUCGUGGCAGUGAGACGGAGAAACUGCUCUGUCUGGUACGUCAGCGAGCAGGCCACCACUGUCCCAAUGCUGUCAUCAUCAUCCUCAUCAUGGCCUGGGAAGGCGUGCCCAGGGCCCUGGGUGACAAGCUGUACCGCGAGCUCACCGACACCCUCACCAAGUUUGGCAAUCCCACCAGCCGACGAUGUGGCCUCAACGAUGAUCGUACCUGUGCAUGUCAAGGCAAGGACUCUGAAACCUGUGGUGCUUCCUUCUCCUUUGGGUGCUCCUGGAGUAUGUACUUCAAUGGCUGCAAGUACGCUCGAAGCAAGACACCACGCAAGUUUAGGCUACAAGGGGACCGCCCCGAAGAGGAGGAUAAACUCAGGGAUAACUUCCAGAAUCUGGCAACCGAGGUGGCUCCUUUAUACAAGCGGCUGGCCCCACAGGCCUACAGUAACCAGUGUCAGACAGAGUCGACAGCUCCAGAUUGCAGGCUGGGUUUGAAAGAAGGCAGGCCGUUCUCUGGAGUCACCGCCUGCAUGGACUUCUGUGCCCACGCUCAUAAGGACCAGCACAACCUCUACAACGGCUGCACAGUGGUGUGUACUCUGACUAAGGAAGACAACCGUAUGGUGGGGGAGAUCCCUGAGGAUGAACAGCUCCAUGUGUUGCCCCUCUACAAGAUUUCUCUCACUGACGAGUUUGGUAGUGAAGAAGCCCAGAACCUCAAGAUGCAGUCAGGAGCCAUCCAGGUGCUUCAGUCUUUCCGCCGAGAAGUUCGCAAGCUGCCUGAGCCAGCCAAGUCCUGUCGACAGCGCCGCCUGGAGGCCAAGAAGGCUGCCUCAGAGAAGAAGAAAAACAAACUCCUGCAACAGGCAGGGGAGACGCCAGAGAAAAUGAUGGUCAAGACUGAAGUCUGCAUCCCUGGCUCCCCACAACCCCAAGGCAAUAAAGCAAUUGUAAAACAAGAGGUGAAACCCAAUAUAAAGAAGGAGCCCUUCAACGGAUCCAUGGAUGGCUACCCUGCGCAGGCAGCAGACCCCUUCAACAACGUCUAUUCCCACCCUGCGUACUAUGCAAGAGGAGGCCUCCCUCCCACUGGCCAGCCCUCUGCACCAGGCCCAGUAAAUGGCUACCACCCCAAUCUGCCUGCACUGCCCUAUGGCUACUACAACUACACCCCCAAUGCACUUUUCCCCCCUCAGUUGAGGACCUACGAGGGCCGUAAUAGCUCUUUGGCCAAAGCAGGCUGUAAGGCUGUCCAGGUGGACAAGAAGCCUGAUGUUCAAAGCCUCCAGGCCAGACUCAUCCAGUCCUACCCUAGCCUCCCAGAGCAGCAACACCCAGAGCGAACCAACCAACGCAGUGCUUACCCCCAGCUGCCAGACUACAGCCAGUCCCGCCCAAACUCUGUCUCCUCUGAGCUCUCCAACAGAGGCACCCCAGUCAUCAAACAGGAGCCCAUGGAUGUGCCGGUGUAUGAAGGCACAGCACUGAGCCAGACUGGUACAAACACAUCUAGUACCACCCCGCAGCCCGCUGCCUGGCUGGGGCACAAGCCAAAUGGCAGCAUUGUGCCCACCAGCUGGGACGGGCAUGUAAAUCCUAAACCAGGUCCUCUAGCCUCACCCUUCUCCUCAGACAAGCAGCAUUUCCACCAGCAUCCCCAGCAGCAGCCCUCUCCUUACUCCCAGCAGUGGACCUCCUAUCCUGGCUCAAACACCCCCAUGGCCUCCCCUGCCCCCUCCCCAUCACCCUCGCUCAAGAUGCACCCCUCUCCAGCUCCCUCCCCACACCCAGGCACGCCACUCCUGGGAAACCUACACCCAGGCACCCCACGCCCUGUCACCCCACGCCCAAGUACCCCUCAUCUAGCUAUACCACAGUCUGGUUCCUCGCACUCAGCCCCAGGCACGCCACAGCCAGGCACCCCAUGUCCAAGCACCCCUAACCACUGGGCCAGCCCUGCUCCAAGUCCCCAGCCUAAUGCCUGGGCUAUGGGGCCUGCGGCAUACAGUCCUGUUUUGAAGCACAGCAACCCUGCAGGAGCCUAUCCUGACAAAAUGUGGUCCAAAACCGGGGAGAGUCGAUGCUCAACUCCCCUGGGGCUCCAGGAGAAAGCCUGGAAGUCAUGUGGAGGUUCAGUGGCAGGCAGCACCCCGUCCCCUGCCCCUGAGGGCCGCCUCUUCCCUGAUGCUCUGCAGCAGUCAGACCAGGCCUGCUGGGACCCUGGCCGUGCUGAGAGUGAUGUGGAGAGCAUCAGGGGUAAGGACGAGGAUGAGGUGUGGUCUGACAGUGAGCACAACUUCCUGGACCCCAACAUUGGUGGGGUGGCAGUAGCACCAGCCCACGGCUCCAUCCUAAUUGAAUGUGCCCGGCGGGAGCUACACGCCACCACGCCACUCAAGAAGCCUGACCGAUCCCACCCCACCCGCAUCUCCCUGGUCUUCUACCAGCACAAGAACCUCAACCAGCCCAUGCAUGGCCUGGCUCUGUGGGAGGCAAAGAUGAAACUCCUGGCAGAGCGAGCACUCCAGAGGCAGCAGGAAGCUGCUCUCCUCGGCCUUUCCCAGGACGACAUCAAAGCCCUCGGUAAGAAACGCAAAUGGGGGGCUCUGGUGCCAGCCAGCCCGGGGCCCGGACAAUCCAAGGACAAGAGGGAGGGUCCAGUGACACGGUUAGCAUCCACGCUCCACACCACCUCCAUUGCUACUGUGUGUCCCUAUGCCUUCACACACCUCACUGGACCCUACAGCCACUUUGUCUGAGGUCAGACAGACACAAACAGACUUCUACAGACUGGUGGUGGAGUGCUGGAGAGAGGGAUGAGCAGGAUGAAUGUCUCUCAGCCGUCCCUCAGUCUGGUAUCUCUUCAUCCUGCCCCCUCCACAGUCCACUUGGAGGAGGGCGUUUAUAUUGUUUUUUACCUCAUGUCAGGCAGCGGUUUGGGCCUCACGCCAACAGACACACUGCCUGUGGUGCUCUUUCUCUCUUCACGCAAGAGGAACUCCAUUGCUUCUUCUUGUUCAUAGAAUUUUAAUGAUCCUAAUUAUUGCUAUUAUUAUCAAUAUUAUUAUGAUUGCUAUUGUUCUGUCAAUGUUGUUAUUACAGGUAUUGUUAUUAUUAUGAAGACUUUUUUGUUUUUUAUUAUUGUUGUUUUCAUUAAUGUUAUUAUUAAUGAUGUGAUUGUUUUUGGUUAUAUAUAUUUUUUAAAUCAGGAGUCAAUCAGACUCGGAAAUUGCUUUUUCCAUGUUUGGAAAAUGUGUACCCUAUUUCCCCUUGAAUUUCUUUGGUUUUUGUCAAUCUUCCAGCUAUACAAAGAGGAGGAGCCAUUCUCUGCACCGCAAGACAACAACUCAAUUUUAAUCAUAUAUAUUACAAAGCCUUUCCUGUAGGCUUACCUUAGAUAUCUAUCCUUAUAUUGAUAUUAUACAGAUAUUUAUCUUUGAUAAUGUUUUUCACUUCAGGCCUCUUUAAAUUAGAACAGGAGCAAACAUUGCCGCUCUUCUUGCCAUGAGGAGAUAUGUGCUCCUCCACCUCUUAUUCUACACCACCCUAGCUUUCACUGGUGCUCCUCUUCCACAUGUGACCAAUUUCCAUUCUUCUACUCCUCAUGGCACUUGAUGCUAUACAUGGGUGCUUUGAACCUAUCCUGGAUCAGUUAGUAUUUGCAAAUAAGUCUUUUUGUUUUGACCUAGAUGAACUACCAGCAGGAUGUAGUUUAUUGCUUGAAGGCAACUAAUGGUACCAGGAAAGUAUAUAUACAAAGAAGGAUAUACUAAAUUGCCUUUUGAACACUUUUCUGUACUCAGUAUGCUGUCCUGUGUGGCAAACCACAUCUGUCUGGUACUUCAAGCAGGUUCAAACAAGUGCUAAAUAUUAUUUGCAAAUGCUAUUUGACCUGGGUCUGCUUGUAUCACAUGGAUAUGGAAUAAGGCGGUGCUCAUCAUCUUCCUAAAAUGUUCCAAAUGCUAUUUGACCCGGGUCUGCUCAUAUCACGUGGAUAAGGAAUAAGGCGGUGCUCAUCAUCUUCCUAAAAUGUUCCGGUGGGAGCGAGCACUUUCCACUGUAAACUCUAGAGGGCAGCAGUGACAUCCUUUUCAAUGUGGUGCACACACAAACCUCCAAGCACUUGAGUUCCAUUCAUAAGCUCUUGUCAGCCAGCGGAGUCUUGCCUUACUGCUUUAACCACCAUGGCCACUAGAGGGAGAUAUUAUCACCUGUUUGUUUGGUUGGGUGUCCCGAAAGCACCUCUCAGCAGUUUGUCCCAUUUUGAGUGAAUGGAACAAAGAUGACCUGUGUGUGAGGAUGCUUUUGGGAAACCCAUCCCUUAGCUGAGUUACAGCAAUGGAAAAAAAUUGACAGCAUUGCUCCUAGGUGCUCCUACACACACUCUGGUGCUUUCCCUAAACACUUGACUUGUUGUGAAGGGCCCAGUCCCUCCUCUGCAUGGUGCUGUCAUCUUCAAGCAGAGUGUGUGUCCUGCAAACGUGUCACCACAGAGCCAGCAAAUCAGUAUGGCCACCAUAGGGCUUAAGUGACCCCUCUGCAGCAACUGCAGCUCUGUCACUGAGCUUACGAAUCAGUUACUCCUGUAAAGAUUUUGCAGUUAGUGCGGCAAAGUCCUUUCUUCUCAGUCAAGGCUCACUCUACUCUAUAGGCCUUUGCUGAGAGAGCCUACCUCCCACAGCAGGUGAAGUUAUAUAAGUGAUUCAAUGUAUUGUUAGUAACUAUUAGCAGAUAUUCACAGAAAAGCUUUCAGGUGCUAAAAGGGCAUUGAAUCAAUGGACCUCUCGCUUUGUGCAUGUAUGUUUGCAUGUGAGUGUGCGUGUGUAUGUGUGUGAGAGGGAGAGAAAGGGUGAUGAAGAUGGUUCAUUUGUAUGUAUGGAUCAAAAGAGAGGAGCCAAACAUACAGACAAUUAGAAAGCCUGCAUUGAGCUCCAUGAGCUUCUGAUCAUUUUCUUUAUGAUCGUUUUCUCUUUUAUUCCUUCGCUGACCAUGUGAGCGCCUGAAGAAUGAAACUCAAGCAGCCACAUGGUUAGCAGCAAUGAAAAUGAGAAGUGACUGAUGGAGCUGGAUUCAGGCUUGAUUUCAUGCUGCUGGGAGUUUGUUAGGACCAAUUGCCGCUGUCAUCUGUGAAAGACCCUGGUGCUUCCCCAGAGGGUCUCCGGCGCUCUACCUCACGUUGUAGAGACACUGGUCACAAUCACAACUGGCUACUGAGGGCAGAGAAUCAUGCAUAUGUCCCUUUGUGUGCUAUCGAUCUCCACACUCAUUUUAAUCCGCUUUUUUUUUUUUACUCUUAUUUAUUACAUGGUGAUGAUGAUAAUGAUGAUUGUCUUUGGUGUUAUUGUUUCUUUUCUUUUUUUGUCUUGUUUUGUUUGAUAUAGCUAAUACAAAUUGUACAUAGAGAAGAAAAGAUUUAUAAAAGCACUUUUAAUCUUGAUUUUAAUGACAAAAAGAAAGAGCCGAUUAUUGACAACUUGAAGCUUAGUUUUCUGUUUUUGUUUUUGUUUUUUUUUAAUUUUCUCAAGAGAGAGAUUAAAAAAUGUAAAUAUUAAAAUAUUUAGGUAAGAUUAUUUAACUGGUGAGGGAUAAUAAUAACUAAAUCAUGAAUCAUUGGGGGUGUUUUAAAGAAGUCCAGUCUUCUCUGUUAGCCCUUAACAACAGUGGACAACACUCGGUCCCAAUGUGUUAUGUGUACAGUAAAUGUGUACUUAGUAACAUUGCUGUUUUUACCCCCCUGGCAGCGUGUAACUGACAGUGACCUGUCACCUCCUCAAACAAACUGUUUUCCCCCCAAUCAUGCAAGCUAACGCCACACUAGAAAUGCCCACUAAUGACGGUCAUUUGAAUUGGAGAACAAUUGCUAUUAUCCAACCAAAACCUCAUAUAUACAAAGAAGCAUUUAUUUCAGUGAUUUAGAAAAAAAAAAAAAAAAAAGAAAAUUGUCCUUUCGACACAUUUGAUUUAAUUUACUUAUAUAAGGAUUGUAACAGGUGUCAAGGGCCCAACAGAAACUCACUCAUCACAUUGAAGACAACGUGAGCUGUCAGUUUAAGCCAGAAAGUCACCAAAUUCGUAGUCACUCGACAAGAAUAAUCGAUCCCCCAUCAGUAAGCUAAGGACAAAUCCAAAAGCUAGCCAUAAAUCUGGUAUGUAUGCUAUUGUAUAUCAGUAGAGUUGCACUUGAUAGCUUAACCGACUUGAUCAUGAUGUUGUAGGACUGCAUCCAGAGGGAGAUGUUUCACAGCGUAUUGGUAGUUACAGAAUCAGUCUGGGCUGUUGCAGUGGGCAGAGUGUAGCGAGGAGGGCAGCCCAGCAGUCUUUGUCAUUUGUGCUAGACUAUCAGGCAAGAGACUGCCUCCCUACUGUUUUUUUUUUUUUUUUUUAAACGUGUCAGUUAUUAUUAUUAUUAUUAUUAUCAACAAAGGUAGAAAGGAUGUACUUUGAAGCAGCUCAUGGCGCCCUUGUGGAAGACAGCAGAUGCCAGGUAGUUUGUACUGAUGACUGGGUUAUUUGACGCAGACACCAUGGAGUGGUGCAGGGGGUCGGGACCGGUUCAUACGGCCAUCCCUCGCUCUGGUUCCUUGUUUGUUGGACACUGUCACGCAUCUAAUUAAGCCCCAUUUUAUAACCAUAAUGCAUGGUCCACAUUCCACACAUAAUAUUAUAUACAUUCUAUAUAUAUAAAUGGAUUCAGUCAUAUUUAUGAUCUAUGUAAGAAUCGGUGCUGAGCAUAUACUGUACAUGAUUUCUUUUUAACUUUGUAAAUUUCUCUAUGUGUCACAUGAGUUUGGCAGAUGAGAGGCGUUCAUCUCCCAAGCAUGUAUACUGAGAGGCUGAAUGGGUAAAAGCCGGUGCUACGAUGCUACACCUUAAAUUCACUGUGGAAACUAACGAGGGAUAAAUGAUGACCGUAAAAUAUUUUUCUGAGCUCUUAGAAUGUCAAGAGAACUAUACUUUUGAUUAACGCAGUUUCACGGGAUCGGAAGCUGCCCUGGUGCUGACUUUAUGAAAAGUCUUUUGUUACGACCAGACUGUAAACGCUACAAAUUUAAAUCUCUUUUGAUGGUUUUUUUGGGGGCGGGGGCGGGGACACUCAAACAGCUGAAUACAUUCUCUAUUGAUACUCAUUCCACGUUGUACUUGAAAAGGUAUUUUAUUCUCAUUUCAACAGGGAUGAGGUAUAGAAUCAUAUUAUAUUAAGACUGUUAUCUGGGUUUAAUGUUUGGUACAGCAUACGUACCAAAGGUUAUUGAAAUUAUCUUUUGAGUAUGUUGUACAUUUUCAUGUUAAGGGAAUGAUAAGAUAUUUGGACAAUACAGGAACAGCAGUUGUGUACUGCCUCCCUCUUCUUCUCCCUAGUCAUGCACUUCUUUUCUCAGUCCCUCACUCUUACCACCUUGUAUAUUUUUUCUCACACACACACACACACACACACCGACACACACGCACCCACACGUACACACAAACACACACAUACGCUCGCAUUCGACGUGUGUAUGUCCCACUUUCUAUUUAACACUUAAUUUAAUGACACGUUCCAAAUUUGGACUAGAAACCUAGACCCUGGCCCAUCCCAAAAAGAAAAAAAAAGACAAAAAAAGAAAGAAAGAGUAAAAAAGAAAAAGAAAACAAACAUACACAACUGGCAGCUACAUUCCUUUUUGAGUUUUAGGGUUGUUCUUGGUUCUUUUUUUCAUGUCAAGUAUGCAGUAUGUAAAAAAGUGUUUUUGUUCGGUCUCUCUCUUUGUAGCUGUAUGGUGUAUUAUGUGAAUACAUAGUGUAUGUGGUAAAAACCCACAAUAUUGUUUUAUGUUGCGCGAUAAUGAAUAAAACAUUGAAGUGAA
Myripristis murdjan (pinecone soldierfish) is the source of this 11151-nucleotide messenger RNA. RefSeq names its product tet methylcytosine dioxygenase 3 (gene tet3). Gene Ontology annotation, biological process: chromosomal 5-methylcytosine DNA demethylation, oxidation pathway; positive regulation of transcription by RNA polymerase II. Gene Ontology annotation, cellular component: nucleus. Gene Ontology annotation, molecular function: DNA 5-methylcytosine dioxygenase activity. Lineage: Eukaryota; Metazoa; Chordata; Actinopteri; Holocentriformes; Holocentridae. The record is from RefSeq and is a predicted model, not a curated record.